AAACCCUAUUACAAGAGAGACGAGGCAAGCUUCAGAGCCUCUUUGUGCUACCAAGUGCCAGUACCCACCAUGGCUACCACCAAUCCAGCUCCUACGAGAGUAAGUUCAAAGACGGUAGAAAAAGCUGUGAACGCACUCUUAAAAUGGAAAAACUCCAAAUCCCAAACACAGAAGCCUCAGCUUCUUGAGAAAGACGAUUUCAUCUACCUUAUUUUAACUCUCAAGAAAAUCCCACAAAAUUGUCGCACCAACCCUUACAAAAUCCCACUCCCCCACUCCUUAAUCCGCCAAGAAGACGACAACCCACCUGAAUUCUGCCUAAUAAUCGAUGAUCGUCCCAAGUCUAGCCUCACUAAAGAUGCUGCAUUGAAGAAAAUUAAAAACGACGAAUUGCCCAUAGCCAAGGUCGUUAAGAUUACCAAAUUGAAGACUGAUUAUCGCCCCUUUGAGGCGAAGAGGAAGCUCUGUGAUUCCUAUGAUAUGUUUUUUGCUGAUAAAAGAGUAGUUCCACUCUUGCCUAAGUUGUUGGGGAAGCAUUUUUUCAAGAAGAAGAAGAUUCCGGUCCCGAUGGAUUUGAAGCAUAAUAAUUGGAAGGAGCAGAUUGAGAAGGUUUGCGAGUCGGCUUUGUUGUAUUUGAGAACGGGGACUUGUAGUGUUUUGAAGGUGGGGAAGGUUUCAAUGGGCACGAAGGAGAUUGUGGAGAAUGUGAUGGCUGCAAUUAACGGAAUUGCCGAGAUUGUUCCUAGGAAGUGGGGGAAUGUUAGGUCGUUUCAUUUGAAAAUGUUGGAGAGCUUGGCUUUGCCAGCUUAUCAGGCGGUUCCAGAUAUGAGGUUGAAGAUUGAGGGAAUAAAGGAUAGAGAAGAGAAAGUUGUUGAUGAGAAGGUUGAGAAAGAGAAUGUCAAGGCUGUUGAUGAUGAUGGUAAUAAAAAGAAGUCGAAGAAGAAAGGGAGAAUUCAUGAGAUCAGGUAUAUGGAUAGUAAUAUUGAGGAGGUAUUUGAUGAGGAUGAAUUGGGAAGUGAUGAUGGUAUAGGAGAUGUAGGAGAAAGUGUUGAUGGUGAGGGAGAUUUUGGCGAAAGUGAUGAUGGAGAAGCUGGUGAAAUGGUUAGUGCUGAAAUUUUGAGUAAGAAGAGGAAGAAGGGGGAUAAAGGGAAAGCUGAGAAACUACCGAAGAAGGUAGCUAAGGUGAAAAAAGAUGAUGAUAUUAAGAAGAUGAAAAAGAUGGCUGAUGUCAAGCAAAAGAAGAAAAAGGAAGAAGGGUUGUCUUUAAAGAAAGACUGGGAAGAUUUUAGUGGAAAAAAGGAGAAGAAGAGCGGACUUGAGAAGUUGAAAAUGCAGAAAUGAAGGUGAAGGAAAGAAAGGCUAAGAAACAGGUGGUAGCAUAAUACUUCAUGGUGGCUGAUUGAAGCUCGAGGGAGAGGAUUCUUUGAAUCAUUUACUGCAGGUUGGACUAACAGAAUAGCAAGAAUAGUUGUCUAGCCUUCUGUUAGAUUUUGUUUAAAUUUAUAAAACGGUAUUCAUGUUGUGAUUCUGUUUCAUUAGUUGGUGAAUAUUGAAGAACUUGAAAUUAGGCUAUUGCGAAAUUGGUAUUUUCAUUGUAGAAGCUGUUGAAUUUAAUGUUUUUUAUUUUUUUUAA
Mangifera indica (mango) is the source of this 1633-nucleotide messenger RNA. RefSeq names its product ribosomal L1 domain-containing protein 1-like. Bases 70 to 1341 code for a protein of 423 amino acids. Lineage: Eukaryota; Viridiplantae; Streptophyta; Magnoliopsida; Sapindales; Anacardiaceae. Gene Ontology annotation, cellular component: 90S preribosome. The transcript has a single exon. The record is from RefSeq and is a predicted model, not a curated record.